AUGUCGCAGAGAGAUCCUGCGACUCGACCUUCGUCUCGUCGAUCUUCGACAUCGCCUCUCGUAUCAACAGGACCUCGACUACCCGAAUCAUGCGUCGGCAGUCAUGACGACGCCGCCGCCGCCGGUAGUAUCAAAACCGAGCCAAGUAAUACUCCAGCUCAGGUGCAGCAGCUGCCGCCCAAAGCCUUGGGCAUGCUCAACAUUCUUAAUCCACCUGAUGCACGGGCGAUGGGUUCGCAAGGAGCCAGGCAGUCGUCCAAGCAGCUCGGUUACUUCCCAACCUCUUAUUCGAUGUCGGCAACAUAUGGUCCUUCGAAACAUGGUGGUCUUGGCCAUUCGUCUUCCGCAUCCUACCCAGGAACACCUAUUGGCAACGCUGGCUUCCCGUCAGUGAGAUCCGAACGUUCGUCUCUGAGCAUGAGCCAUCCAUCCGCAUUUUUGGACGAGCCGAGAAAAGUCCUCAGCCCAAAGAUCCCGCGGCCAGCCAGCCUGGGCUCAGGGAGCAGCAGCCUGUCUCGCGACAUGGACUCGCGAGCCCGCGGCUAUACUACUACGACAUCACCAGCAAAACGGCCGUACGAGCCUGACGUGCCGGACGAACCCAGACAACUGACAAAUCUUCAUCAGGCUGCCCGGAUGGCGCAUGUCACUGGCGCACGAGCGUCAACACCACCACAAGGAUCCCUGUCUGAGCCAGUGGCGCGAAAUUCUGAUGUUUCCCUUCCCUCGACACAGCCAGGACUUGUCCGGGAGAUUCCAGGGUUACCGCCCCAUGCACACGGUCACUUGCAACACAGUCCGCCGCCAGUACCAUUGCCGACGGGAGCUCGUCUUCCAGAAGGCACAUCUCCUUGGGCCGAGGUGAUGCGUAGAUCUGGAAUCGCAGGAUCAGGAGGCAUUGAAGGACAGCAAGCCUUCAUGACGCUUCCGGGAAGCGAUAUUCCCAUACCAGUGCAGGUCGAUUAUUCCCAAGCGUCGAAAAAAGCGGAUGAGAAGCGACAGCGGAACGCGAAGGCUUCGACGAGGCAUCGGCGGAAGAAGAAGACGAUCCAGGAGGAGAAUGUGAGGCAGCUACAGGAUCUCAAGGAAGAGAGACAGCAAGUGGCGGAUGAAUUGGAGCAAAUGAGGCAGCAGCGGGAUUUUUACCGAGACGAGCGGAACCGAUUGAGAGACAUUGUAUCCCGCACACCUGGUAUUCAUCAUCAUGCCGCUGGACCUCCAAGUCCAACACCGACGACGCGAAGUGCCGAGUCGCACACAGAACGGAGUCCGACUGCGCAACAACUCGCCUCUACCCCUGUGCCCGGUUACAGCGGCGAAUGUCCGUCGGUCGACCGGCCUGUUCAGCGCUCAGGUGUAGAGGGCCGCGCUGAAUACAUGGGCCCAGGCUUCGUUCCGGGUGCGGCGCCGGGGGCCCUACCGUCUCCACUGGGCCAGCCUUACGGAGCAGGCCAGGACAAGGUCAUGAACGAGAUCCCAGGACGGGGCAGUGGCGACCCGUGCCCCCAAGGCAAGUUGAGACGGGAUGGGCAACUGUGCCUAGAAAGACGGGAGAGAGUCAGCAAGGUCACAGCCAAGCACAUCCUUGGUAGCUUUGACCCCCAGGGUUGCUAUGCAUGA
Molecule: messenger RNA, 1620 nt
Organism: Ustilaginoidea virens
Lineage: Eukaryota; Fungi; Ascomycota; Sordariomycetes; Hypocreales; Clavicipitaceae
Exons: 2
Coding region: 1-1620 (539 amino acids)
Biological process (GO): regulation of DNA-templated transcription
Molecular function (GO): DNA-binding transcription factor activity
Source: RefSeq, a predicted model, not a curated record